Molecule: messenger RNA, 3575 nt
Organism: Dryobates pubescens (Downy woodpecker)
Lineage: Eukaryota; Metazoa; Chordata; Aves; Piciformes; Picidae
Gene: FAR2
Product: fatty acyl-CoA reductase 2
Exons: 12
Coding region: 166-1713 (515 amino acids)
Biological process (GO): long-chain fatty-acyl-CoA metabolic process
Cellular component (GO): peroxisome
Molecular function (GO): alcohol-forming very long-chain fatty acyl-CoA reductase (NADP+) activity
Source: RefSeq, a predicted model, not a curated record
CGGAGGCGGGGGGUGAACGAGGGCCGGUCAGGGGCUCGGGGAGGCGCUGAGGAGCCGCCGCAGUCGCUCGCCCCCUUCGCCCCGGGGAGCCAGGAGGCAGCCGCACCGGCAGAGGAGCCUCGCUACGCCGGUACCUGCUAUAGGAAGUUAAAGGAAGGACAGAACAUGUCUUCAGUCUCAGCUUUUUACAAUGGCAAGACCAUACUUAUCACAGGAGCUACGGGGUUCAUGGGCAAAGUGCUGGUGGAAAAGCUUCUGCGCUCCAGUCCUGAAGUGAAAGCAGUUUAUAUACUUGUCAGGCCAAAGGCUGGACAAUCAAUGCAAGAAAGAGUGGCCAACAUGUUGAAAUGCAAGGUCUUUGACAGGGUCCGAGAAGACUGCCCUAAUUUCCAUGAGAAGAUUAAGCCUAUUAAUGCUGAACUCACUCAGCCCAAGCUGGCCAUCAGUGCUGAAGAUGAGGAGGAGCUUCUGACCCGGGUCAAUAUUGUCUUCCACUGUGCAGCAACAGUUCGCUUUGAUGAACCCUUGAAGCAUGCCCUGCAGCUGAACGCCAUGGGCACACAGCGGCUCCUGGAGCUGGCGCGGCAGAUGCAGAACCUUGAGGCCUUCAUCCACAUCUCCACCGCCUAUGCAAACUGCAUCCGGAAGUGCAUAGACGAAGUCAUCUACCCACCCCCAGCUGAACCCAAGAAGCUCUUCGAUUUAGUAGAGUGGUUGGAUGAAUCUAUCAUUCAAGACAUCACACCCAAGCUACUUGGGGCCUGGCCCAAUACUUACACCUACACCAAAGCCUUGUCAGAAUACCUGAUUCAGCAAGAGAGAGGAAACUUGAACAUUGCCAUCAUCAGGCCAUCCAUCGUGGGAGCUAGCUGGCAUGAGCCUUUCCCUGGUUGGAUUGACAGCUUCAAUGGGACAAGUGGAAUAUUUAUUGCGGCGGGCAAAGGGAUUCUGCGGACCGUGCUUGCCAACAAUGAAGCAGUGGCAGAUAUGAUUCCAGUAGACGUCGCCAUCAACCUCACCCUUGCGGCUGGGUGGUACACUGCUGUGCACAGACCAAAAAACACGUUGGUGUUCAACUGCACAACAGGUGGAAUCAACCCUUUCUUCUGGGGAGAAAUGGAGCGGUACGUCAUGUCCACGUUCAAGAGGAACCCUCUGGAGCAGGCCUUCCGGACACCCAACGCACACCUGACCUCCAACUACCUGAUAAACCAGUACUGGGUAACUGUCAGCCACAAGGCGCCCGCCAUACUCUACGACCUGUACAUGAGGCUCACAGGGAGAAAGCCCAGAAUGAUGAAGAUUAUCAAUCGACUGCACAAGUCUAUGAUGCUCCUGCAGUAUUUUUCCACCCAGUCCUGGGAUUGGUCUUCAGAUAAUAUGAAUAUGUUAAUGAGUCACCUUAACACAGAGGACAAAAAGUUAUACAACUUCGAUGUUCGUCAGCUGCACUGGUCAGAAUACAUUGAAAGCUACUGCCUAGGUGCUAAGAAGUACUUGCUGAACGAGGACAUGGCUGGCAUUCCAGCAGCAAAGCAGCACUUACGAAAGCUGAGGAACAUCCGAUAUGCAUUCAACACCACCCUUCUUGUGAUCAUCUGGCGCAUUUUCAUUGCAAGGUCACAGAUGGCUCGAAACAUCUGGUACUUUGUGGUGAGCCUCUGCUACAAGUUCCUUUCCUACUUCAGGGCAUCCAGCACCCUCAGGCACUGAAGCCAUCCAUCAGCAACCAGCCUCUUCUAGAAGGACCUCCAUCUCCUCUAAUCAGCAACUAUGGGCAUCGGGGUCUGAAAGUAGCAGGAAAAUCCACUCCCUCCAACAGCAGCCUGCAUUUAUCAUGCACUGUUAUAUGUUCACCUUUAACUAAUGCUUUAAUACAUGGUGGUCUUUCUUCCAUAGGACGAUGCCAAUUUUUAAAGCCAUAACUGAAGCUUUAGGAACAGGUCAAGCUGGAACCAUUCAUCUAGAGUCUGAUGUGCAAGAGUAAGGAUUAACCAAAGUCAUUGUCUUCCCAUGUAUUACCUAGGCUAUCUUAAUCCCAUCUUCUUCCUCAAAAGAGGCAAAUGUAAAGCCUUGGGAGGAAAGAAUGCCAUCAGAGAGAAGACCUAUCCAAGGAAAUUAACCUGCAAGAGGUCUUCCUAAGAGGCUAUUCCUUCAUUCUCAUGCAACGAAAUGGUACGUUGUUGAAAAACAUCAUUUCACAGUUUCGGUUUUUCAGAAGAGGAGGUGGGGACAGGCAGUUACACUAGGCCAGUGAACACUCUGAACACUUUUCAGAUCUUGUCUCAUAUUGCUACUGAGGACUGCUGCUUUCAAGCCAUAACUGAAGACACACAUAUAAUUCAUGUAUCUGUGUUAACUGUACUCACUUGCAGGCUACUUUCUCCUGGAGAGGUAUUUUUUCUCUCUGUGGUUAAGGUUGCAGGCUGUUAACCCCCCCUGUUCUUGUAUUCUCACUUUUGCCUGGAAUUUUUUUUUUUUUUGCUUGAAAAAUGCUGUAUUUAUUCUGAGAAUGAAGAGAUGACUUCUUAAAAGAUUGAAAAAGAACUCAGAAGCUCUAUUAUUUUUGAGGGAUAGGUCUUUUCCUCCCCUCUUCAAUUUGUCUGCAGAAAACUUUUCUCCCUGUAGAGCAAAAACAGCCUGAUACUGUCCUUCACACUUUCAUUACAGCUAAAUCACUUUGCAGUUGAUCACUUCCACUGGCAAAGAAAGUGCAGACCCAUGUGGAGGAAAUCCCAUCAGGCCAAUUCUGCUGGCACUCUUGUCAGUAGGAAUUUAAAAGUCAGAAACUUGGUUUUCAUUGAGAACAGAAAAGGUUUCGUUGACUUCUGUGUUACAACCAUCAUGCAAUGCGUUUUGUCCUACAAUGCAGUUUAGAAAGGAACCCAAGGAUCUUCCUGAUGCUCAUGGCUAUUUCAGAGACUUGUUCCACCAAAGUAUGAAUUCCUGCAGGAGGAGAGAGAAAGAGAAAGAGCCUUCUGCAAAGUAGCUGGUGCAGCAAGGGCUUUAGCGCAACAGCAGCAAACGUAUCAUGCUAUCAGAUUUUCAAAAGCAAAUCUAGUACUGGAAUAUUCUUUAUUCAGAUAGCACCAAAUCAGUACUUUAAGAUUACCAGUUUUUAAAGCAGCUAGUUUUGGAGAUACUGCAGUAUCCAUUUUCUCUCGUCUUUUGUCAUGCUAGAUGUCUGAAAAAGUACCGUUACCAAAAAAUGGCAGUUGCUCUUGUGGGAGAUGAGAAUAGCAGAGUAUUUACAAAGCUGGCAUUCCUCAAUAACACUGUGUUUUGGGUUUUGGCAGCAAAGAUGAGAGCAAGUUAUGGUGACAAUGUAUUCCUAACUUAGGCGUCCAGGCUAGCACAAAAGACUUUCUAAAGGUGCAAAGAAUUAAUCUUCCUCCAUAUGCUCCAGAAAUCUAUUGUUAAGCAAUUACCAAAGGAUCACAGGAUGUCAGGGGUUGGAAGGGACCUCUGGAGAUCAUUGAGUCCAACCCCUCUGCCAGAGCAGGACCAGAGAAUCCAGCACAGGGCACACAGGAACACAUCCAGAUGGGUCUUGAAAGUCUCCAGAGAAGGAGACU